AAAUUGUCAAAUAUUCAUUCAUUUAUAUUCGAACAGAUGAAGUGGGGUGUCAUAAUUUUCAUACAAAUUUAAAUUUCACUGUUAUCGAUUGUUACUCGUUUAAUGGGUAUAUGUGUGAAUAUUAAGCGCAUAAAUUGAAUAAAAAUGUUAAAUUCAUUUUUUAGAGGCCUAUUGGGCACUGAAGAGUCCCCGACAAAGGUAAUAGAAGUGCGUUCAGACAAUUAUGUUUCAAGGCCGAUACACUACAGAGAAGACUCUAUGUUAUUAUACGGCCCUAAAAUCCAAGAUGGGAAGAAUAAUCUGAAGGACAAAUAUUUUGAAAUUAUUCUAUACAAGCCAUUCACAGAGAGCACACAUCAAAUGUACAGUUUGUUUCGGUCGGAAAACCAAGAAAUUGCAGAGGAGAAGUUUAUUGUGUACAAAGAGAGAAUACCAGUUUACAUCAAAAUAACUAAAGAAUGCACAAUAGCAAGUCUCCAAAAACUAUGCGACACAGUAUCCGAACACCAGUCAUGGUCCAUAGCUCACAUAGCCGCCCACUUUGGACUCUACGAGCUGUUUAAUGACCCUGAGGUCCAGGGGCAUCUGAAUGAGGUGGACCCGGCCACUGGAGCAACACCGUUGAUGGUGGCGGUAAAGUCGUGCAACGUCCGUAUGGUCCAAAGUCUGGUCUCCCUACAAUGUUCCCUGGACACUGUCGAUCUAGACGGCAACACAGUGUUCCAUUACGCAGCAGCCAGCAAUAAGGAGAUUAUCAAUGCGCUCGCCAGCAAAACAGCGACGUCCCUCAACGUGUACAACAAGCAAGGAUACACGCCAUUACACAUGGGCUGCCUCGCCAACGCGCCGGACUGCGUGCGAGCGUUGCUAUUGGCUGGGGCCGAUGUCAAUCUGCCGGCUAAGCGGCAGUCAACUGCUAAUACUACCACCGCAAUACCGAUACCGGGUAUCGUCGGCGACGUACUCCAAGACAACCUACCCAAACUAUACCAGCAAGACAUGAAGUACGGCGGCACGCCUCUCCACUGGUCCAUCUCUCGCGAAGUCAUCGAAGCCUUGGUGGAUAAGAAGUGUGAUAUCAACGCGUUGAAUUUUGACGGUCGCACCGCGUUGCAUAUCAUGGUUCUAAGGGGGAGAUUGGAGUGUGCUAUUGCGUUAUUAUCCAGAGGUGCGGAACACUCCAUAACAGAUAACGAAGGAAACACCCCCCUACACUUAGCAGUGAAACAGACGAACAUAUCUUUAGUCGAAGCACUGAUAGUGUUCGGCGCUGACUUAGAAGCGCUGAACAAUUCUGGCUACACCGCUCGACAUAUGGUGCCCUGUGAGAUGUCCAGUAGUAACUACGACAAGAUAUUGUAUGUGCUACACGCUGUAGGAGCUCAGAGAUGUCCAGCGGAAGUGGCCGGCUGCGGGCCGGGCUGCGCGGCGCGCGGGGACUACAACGGCGUGCCCCCGCCCGGCGCGCCGCGGCCCGCCGACCGUGACGUCAUCAGUCACAUGCUCAGCGUCGCCGCCAUGGAGCGCGCCGCCAGCUUACCCACUAGCGGCAAGCAGGGACGCCUCCUCUGCCUCGACGGCGGCGGUAUCCGCGGUCUAGUCCUAGUCCAAGUCCUAAUCAACCUAGAAGCCGCCAUCGGCCGCCCCAUCAUCCACUGCUUCGACUGGGUAGCUGGCACGAGCACAGGAGGGAUCCUAGCUUUAGCUCUGGCCAGUGGGAAGACUCUUAGAGACUGCCAAAGGCUUUACUUCCGUAUGAAGGAAUAUGCUUUCGUCGGUAUGAGGCCAUACCCUUCAGAAGCUUUGGAGACCAUUUUGAAGGAAAAUUUAGGUACGGAAACCGUGAUGGCGGACCUGACUCAUCCGAAGCUGAUGAUCCUCGCGUUGUUGGCAGACAGGAAACCGGUGGACCUGCACAUAUUCAGGAACUACCAGUCGGCACAGGAAAUACUGGACGCGCAUAAUAAGAUUAGUCCGCGCGUGAGCGAGGCGGGCGACGCGAUAGGUCUGGCGCCGCCGCCGCCGCCGAGCCAGCAGCUCGUGUGGCAGGCGGCGCGCGCCACCGGCGCUGCACCCUCCUACUUCACCGCCUCGGGCAGAUAUCUCGACGGCGGCUUAAUGGGGAACAAUCCUACGUUAGACGCUUUAUCAGAACUCGCAGAAAUGCGACUAGCGCUGAGAGCCACCGGGCAAAUCGAGGAAGCUCGCAAAACUGACUUGAAAGUUGUGGUUUCAUGUGGAACAGGUAGAAACCCGCUGACCAAGAUCAAAGACUUCGACGUGUUCAAGCCGGAGAGCGUGUGGGGCGUGGCCAAGCUGGCCUGGGGACUAUCCGCCAUUGGCAAUCUCCUGGUUGAUCAGGCAACACAGUCCGACGGUCGCGUAGUGGAACGCGCCCGCGCCUGGUGUUCCACACUCGGCGUCCCGUACUACCGUUUCUCGCCGCCCAUGUCGAAGGACGUCGCCAUGGACGAGCGCUCGGACGAGCUGCUGGUGCGCAUGUUGUGGGAGACGCACGCGUACAUGCGCGAGCACCGCGACCGCGUCUUCGAGCUCGCCGCGCUGCUCGCCGAGCCCGACUAUAGAGAGUCACAAGCGAAAAAAUAAUGUUAGUCUGCAAUCGUGUAAGCCACUUGCAACAUUCCAGUACCCCGGGGUUACUCGGUUAAACCUGGAGUUUCCAUGGUUACCAAUACAAUUUGACACUGGGUUAACGGUUUAACCGCUUAGCCCCGGGUUGGUGGGAUGGUGCAAGUGGCCCUAAGUACCAUAAAUACUAAACAU
This is a messenger RNA of Cydia splendana, 2784 nucleotides long. RefSeq names its product 85/88 kDa calcium-independent phospholipase A2-like. Gene Ontology annotation, cellular component: mitochondrion. Gene Ontology annotation, biological process: lipid metabolic process; positive regulation of ceramide biosynthetic process. NCBI's taxonomy places the organism in Eukaryota, Metazoa, Arthropoda, Insecta, Lepidoptera, Tortricidae. The transcript is spliced from 16 exons. The record is from RefSeq and is a predicted model, not a curated record. Gene Ontology annotation, molecular function: protein binding. The coding region runs from base 145 to 2607 and encodes 820 amino acids.